AUGGCAGUCAAGCAGGGAAAUACACAGCUGAGGAUGAUGGGCAGUGAAAGUGGAAAGAUGAAGGGAGCUCUUGAGAUAGCCAUUUUUGGGAAAUUUUCCAGAAAUGUGCAUUCGACAAUUGUGGGAAGAGCUGCAGAGUGCAGUUUCCGACAACCAAUUGUUUAUGCAGAAACGUUUCCUAAAAUGGCCAUGUCGGAAUCAUCAUCAAACUUUCCAUUUUUCGUAUUCUUCUUCAACUGUCUGCUUGCUUGCUCAGCCAUGGCAGCAGACGACACAAUCACCGCCGACCAAUCUGCACUCCUUGCCCUAAAACUCCAAAUCAGCCACGACCCUUCCAAUUCCAUAUCCAAAAACUGGUCCCACAAUUCCAGUGAUGCCUGCACCUGGAUCGGAGUCACCUGCAGCUCUCGCCGCCACAGGGUCACCGCUCUCAACCUUGCCGGAAUGAACCUCACCGGAAAACUCCCGCCGCACAUCGGAAACCUCUCAUUUCUCACCCUUUUGGAUCUGAGCAAAAACAACUUCCACGGCGGCGUGCCUAAUGAGUGGUCCAAACUCCGGCGGCUCACGUCCCUUAAUCUUCAGGUCAACAAUCUCGCCGGAGAAAUCCCACCAUGGCCCUUCUCCUUGCCCCGAAUCCAAUCCCUGAAUCUCAGAAACAACAGCUUUUCCGGCACGAUCCCAUCGGCCCUGGAAAACAAUUCCAGGCUGGAAAUUCUCGACCUGUCGUUCAAUCCCCUGCGUGGAGAGAUUCCUCAGGAGAUUGGGAAUCUUCGAAACCUGAAACUGCUGAGCCUUCAGUACAACCAGUUGAGUGGUUCAUUGCCCUCUACAGUCUUCAACAUUUCGACAAUGGAACUUCUGGCAUUUUCGGGGAAUGGUCUGUCCGGAAGCCUCCCGAGCACGAUCUGUCAGGGCCUUCCAAAUCUUGUCGGGCUCUACAUUUCUUUCAACCACCUGACAGGACAAAUUCCAAAGAAUCUGUCCCAAUGUUCGAAUCUAAAGAUCCUGUCUUUCUCUUUCAACCUAUUCAGUGGAACAAUUCCCGGAGAGCUUGAAAAUUUAAAGAUGUUGGAAACACUGCACUUGAGCUCCAACACUCUAACAGGUUCAAUUCCAGAAGAACUAGGCAACAUAUCGACCCUGAGGAGAUUAUCCAUGGGAGACAACCAGCUUGAGGGUUCAAUUCCGAACAAGCUCUUCCACAUGGCAUCACUGACCUUCUUAAACAUUGCUAACGGUAACAUUUCCGGUGUGUUGCCAAUGGAUAUAUGUUCCAGUCAUAAACAGCUAGAAGAAAUUAAUCUCUUGGGGAAUCGAAUCGGCGGCUCUAUUCCCUCAAGAUUAUUUGAAUGCUCGGGGCUUCGGAUCUUGCAGCUUUGUACUUCUUGUGAUCUAAUAAUCCAUUCACUUACAAUUUCCUCAGGAACAAUUCCUGAAGAAGUGGGAAGACUAAAAAACUUGCAGAUAUUAUCACUUGGAGACAAUGAUUUAAGAGGUUCGAUUCCGGAAAGUAUAUGGAAUAUCUCAUCUUUAACUGCAUUGGCAAUUGGAGGAAACAAACUCCAUGGCAAUCUUGCAUCAGAUUUAGGCCACAAAUUGCCUGAUCUUGAAAGAUUGGAUCUGUCUUCUAACAACUUAACCAGUGAGUCCCCAAACUUGAGCUUUUUAAGUUCAUUGAUCAACUGCACAAAGUUAGUAAAACUAGCACUGAGCGACAAUCCGUUGCGCGGAAACCUUCCAGCUGCAAUAGGGAGCCUUUCUUCUCUACAAUAUCUGUAUUUUUCGAAUUGUCAUCUCAGUGGCAGCAUUCCUGAUGAAAUUGGUAAUUUGAGAAGUUUAGUAUUACUAAGUCUUCAUAAAAAUGACUUUUCUGGAUCGAUUCCCAUGACGUUAACAGGCAUGGAAAGCCUCCAGGGAUUAUAUAUUUGGGGUUGUCGAAUAACCGGGACCAUCCCUACCACAUUAUGCCGGUUAAAAAACUUGAAUCACCUCUACUUGAGUGAUAAUCAACUUCACGGCGCGAUUCCAAAUUGUUUAGGAAGUCUAACAAGUCUUCGCGCGGUUUCUUUAGGUAGAAACAAGUUGAACUGCACAAUACCAAUUAGCUUGUGGGAUCUUAAAGAUCUUCUAGAAUUGGACUUAUCGAUGAACUCCUUGGUAGGUCCUUUAUCACCACAAAUAGGAAAGGUUAAGGUUGUACAUUCUGUUUAUUUGUCAUCGAAUCAAUUGUCCGGCAUCAUUCCUAAUGAGAUAGGAGAGUUGCAAAAUUUGGCCACUCUUUCUUUAUCCAACAACAGAUUUGAAGGGGUGAUCCCGGAGUCGACAUCUAGAAUGUUGAGCAUAGAGUCCCUUGACAUGUCUUACAACAAUCUCUCUGGUUCGAUCCCAAUUUCCAUGGAGAAGCUUGUGUUUCUCAACUACCUUAACGUUUCUUUCAAUGGUUUAAGCGGCGAAAUCCCUUCUGGCGGUCCAUUUGGAAACUUUGUCGAUCAAUUCUUCCUUCACAACAAGCAAUUAUGUGGAGUUGGAAGACAUAACAUCCCCCCUUGUGCAUCUACCAAGAUUAGGCGAAAAAUGAAACUUCAAAUGCUUGUCUACGCAUUCGCUGCCACAUUAUCGAUGAUUUUGGUUAUGGCCUUGAUAAUAUUGUCAUUUUUAUUUGCUAGAUCUCGAAGCAAAGAAAAGAUUCAAAAUCAUUCGCCUUCGCCUUUGGGGCCAACCGAUUUAAUACCAAGAAUUUCUUACCAUGAGCUUGUUGAGGCAACCAUGGCAUUCAGUGAUGCAAACUUGCUUGGCAGUGGAAGUUUUGGAAGCGUAUAUAAAGGGACUCUUGGCGAUGGUAAGAAUGUGGCGGUAAAAGUUUUCCAUCUGCAGUUAAAAGAUGGUUUCAAGAGCUUUGACAUAGAGUGUGAAGUAUUAGGUAAACUUCGCCACAGAAAUCUUUGUAAAGUCAUUACUUCUUGCUCCAGCCAUGACUUCAAGGCAUUGAUCCUCGAAUAUAUGCCUCUCGGAAGCCUCGAAAAAUGGAUGUAUUCGCACAACCAUUUCUUAACUAUGGCACAGAGAAUCGAUGUUGCCAUGGAUGUAGCUUGUGCCUUGGACUAUCUCCACUCUGGCUAUUCGACCGCCAUUGUUCACUGUGAUUUAAAGCCAAGAAAUGUACUUCUAGACGAAGACAUGGUUGCCCAUUUGUGCGAUUUUGGCAUCGCGAAGCUGAUGGGUGAGACCGAAAGCUUCACACAAACUGCAACACUCGGGACGAUUGGGUACAUUGCACCAGGUAUACUUUACAACUACAUUUUUAAAUUUUGUAAUUUGUUAGUUAUGCUUAUCAUGAUCUUUGAUCCAUUUUGAUAACAGAGGUUGGAAACAGUGGACUUGUGUCGACCAAAUCCGAUGUCUAUAGCUUCGGCAUUGUGCUGAUGGAAGUUUUCACGAGAAAGAAGCCUAUGUACGACGCUUUCGGCGAAGAUUUUUGCAUAAGAA
Andrographis paniculata is the source of this 3489-nucleotide messenger RNA. RefSeq names its product probable LRR receptor-like serine/threonine-protein kinase At3g47570. Bases 1 to 3357 code for a protein of 1118 amino acids. Lineage: Eukaryota; Viridiplantae; Streptophyta; Magnoliopsida; Lamiales; Acanthaceae. Gene Ontology annotation, molecular function: ATP binding; protein binding; protein kinase activity. The transcript is spliced from 4 exons. Gene Ontology annotation, biological process: protein phosphorylation. The record is from RefSeq and is a predicted model, not a curated record.